UAAAUAGCCCAGCCUCUGAAGUGAGUAACACAUGACAGCUGUUUUUCUUUCAGUUGUUCUUCAGGUUGGAGAGGUGAACACAACCUUAAGAUAAUGAUUGUGGUCAAGUUUCGAGUGGUUGUGGUGGUCUUUUUUCUAAACUUCCUCUGGGCUUUUGCCAAUUGUGAUGUAGCUGUCUCCUGUGAUUUGAAGGAAAACUGCAUCUUACCAUGUCAGUUUGAGCCUGGUCCUGAAGAGGUCAUCCACUGGAUGAAAGAAAACAUUCCUGUCCACUCAUUUUACUACAACAGAGAUCAGCUUGGAAACCAGGACCAGCGCUUCAAAGGCAGGACGUCAAUCUUUAAGGACCAGAUCUCCAGUGGAAAUGCUUCACUACUGCUGAAAAAUGUGAAUUUUCAGGAUGAGGGCAGAUACAGGUGCUACACCAGCACCACCAGAGGAAACAAAGAGUUGUUCAUCCCCCUGACUGUGGACGUUCCAGUCCAAAAAGUUUACAUUGAGCAGUCAGGAGAAAGCAUCAUCUGCAGGUCAGAGGGGAUCUACCCUGAACCUACGCUCACCUGGUCCACAUAUCCUGAAUCUUCUUCCUCCAUUGAGUCAAAACCCAGUGUCCAGCAGAACGGACAACUUUACAGCAUCAGCAGUUCUCUGACACGCUCAGAAAUUGAUGCUGGUUUAAAUUAUAUCUGCACUGUCAGCACAAAAAAAAGCAGAAGAACAGCAACUUUAUUUAAACUGACUACUGUCACUGGUUCUGAGUCUGAAAGAACAAUCCAGUGCUCUGACUCAAAAAGCCCUGUAACUCGUUUCAUCUGGAGAUUCGACCACAGUCAGAUCAUCGUGACUGAGAGUGAAGCUGGGGGAUCUUACACAGUUUCAGAGGAGUGGAGGCCGUAUGUGAAGAGUGUUUCAGAGACAGGAAGCCUCACACUACAAAACUUAUCUUCAGAUAAGAAAGGAAUAUACACGUGUGAACUCAUUAAUGUUGAUGAGACACUUAUAAGAAACACCUUUCUUCAGAUUACAGAAGAGAGUUCACAUACUCAAACCACUGUAAUAGGUGUGGUGGCUGGAGUUGCAGUAGUUGCAGUAACUGCUGUUGUGGUGCUGCUUGUCUAUAGAAAAGUAAGGCAUCAAAGAGGAGUUGUCUGAUGAGAUGAAGACGUUGAAGACUGCUCCUAUGGAGUGAUUAAAUCUCUAAUGAAGACCUUUAGUAGAAGCUGAAGGGCUGUCCAAACAAAGUCAAAACAAAAAUUUGUUGGUCAGCUCAAGUAAUUUAUUCAUUUUUUUUUUAAACAAAACUUAUUCUGACUGAAGGUAUUCGGUUACAUUUUUACAGAUUUUAGCACAUGUUUCCAAAUCAGCACUGGUUAAUGAAGGGGAAAGACACAUUGCACUUCGAACAAAAAGAGACUUGAACUUAAGACUGGAAGUGGGUGGACUGAUCCAGAUAUCAAUAUUGGUAUUGGAUCGAUACUACAGCAAUAGAAUCUAUACUUUCUCUCUCCUCUAAAGAAAGUUCAUGUUUUAGACAUACUCUAAAAACAGCAAACUAAAUGAACAAAAAAAAAAAAAGAACCGCUGUCAGAUGACUACAUCUAAUACAUGAAUUUUCAGGCACAUAAAAAACACAAACCUUUAUAUAUCUUUAUUCUGCAUAUUUGUAUGAAGGAGCACAAAAAAGACAUUCAUAUAAACUUGUGUCUGUUCAGGGAAUGUUUUUUUUUUAUUUUCUGUCCUGUGUAUACACUGGCGUGAAUGUUAACAAUAAACAAUAAGUAAUUAUCUCGGAGUCAAAAAACUAAAUUAUUAUUAAAGUAUUUUCUGGAAACCA
Messenger RNA from Oreochromis niloticus (Nile tilapia), 1834 nucleotides. Its product is annotated as V-set domain-containing T-cell activation inhibitor 1. Gene Ontology annotation, biological process: T cell costimulation; immune response; negative regulation of T cell proliferation. Gene Ontology annotation, cellular component: external side of plasma membrane. The record is from RefSeq and is a predicted model, not a curated record. NCBI's taxonomy places the organism in Eukaryota, Metazoa, Chordata, Actinopteri, Cichliformes, Cichlidae. Bases 94 to 1152 code for a protein of 352 amino acids. The transcript is spliced from 6 exons.